AAAGUGUUUUCGCCGCAGAUGAAUGAAGGCGAGUUCAGAGCAAACUUUCGAGUGACGAGAGCCUCGUUCAAAAGGCUGCUGUUGAUUGUGGAGCCGUAUAUCAAGAAGGAGACAACCAAUUUUGGGAAACCAUUGCCAGCAGAAGUACGUCUAGCUGUGUUCUUAUUCUACGUUGGCCAAGGCUGCUCGCUACACCAGUUACGCUCCCAGUUUGGAAUAGGGAAAUCGACAGCAUCCGGCAUUGUGCACGACGUAUCCAGUGCAAUUGUCAGCCAGAUGAGCGGGCUGGUAAGAUUUCCGACGGGUCGGCAGGCGUUGAUGAAGCUUGCUAUGCGUUUUGAAGAUGGGUAUGGCAUUCCGGGGUGCGUUGGUGCCCUCGACGGCUGCCAUAUUCCUAUCGUGCAGCCA
Molecule: messenger RNA, 408 nt
Organism: Phytophthora sojae
Lineage: Eukaryota; Oomycota; Peronosporomycetes; Peronosporales; Peronosporaceae
Exons: 1
Source: RefSeq, a predicted model, not a curated record